Messenger RNA from Linepithema humile (Argentine ant), 1094 nucleotides. The record is from RefSeq and is a predicted model, not a curated record. NCBI's taxonomy places the organism in Eukaryota, Metazoa, Arthropoda, Insecta, Hymenoptera, Formicidae.
UUAAAAAAUAUAUAUUUAUUAUGCGUUUGGUAGAUUGGACUUCUAAAAUUAAGUUACUCAGUUGUUGAUUCUUUACAAAGGAUCUUUAAAUUCCGGUAUUUUAGAAGCUAAUGCCCAUCACGAAUUUUCUCAUCAGAGAAUUUUUUGCGGCUGAAAGUCCGUACAACGAUCUCCUGAAUAUUCUAACAGAGCCUCAACCUCUGCUCGAAUUUCCCAAGAGUCGGAGCAUAAAACAGAAGGAAAAGCCCUUGAUCAAGACCUUGUAUCUAACUCUUUCGGAGAUAUUUUUCGGCGGAAUAAAGAAAAUGAAGAUUCAAAGGUUGGUCUUAAUCGGCGACGAUAAGUCGACGACGGUGCCGAUGGAGAAGAUCUUGACGAUACCCAUUAAGCCGGGAAUUCCAACGGGUAUCAGAAUAGUAUUUCCAGAAGAGGGUGAUCAGGGAGCUAUGAAGAUACCCGCGGAUGUUAUCUUCGUCACGGAGGAUCGGCCUCACGAAACGUUCCGGCGGGAAGGCUCGGACUUGCACAUGACGGUCGAUAUCUUUCUAAGGGAGGCGCUGACCGGAACGGUGAUCACGGUUAACACCGUCGACGACAGAACUCUUCGGAUCCCGAUAACGUCGAUUGUUACACCAGAUUACACGAAACGCAUACCAGGCGAGGGUAUGCCCUUUCCUGCAAAUCCGAAGCAAAAGGGUGAUCUGAUAUUAAAGUUUAACAUCGAGUUUCCGAUUUAUCUGCCGUUAUCCAACAAGAAUCAAAUUAAAAAAGCUUUCGAGGAGUUUUGUACAAGCAUCGAGCGUGACGAGUACACUCUCAUAUUAACCAAUAAAAUGCGCAGAAAUAUCGACGAUAACGUUCCAUUUCGACGUGGCGAUCGAUUGGAAUUUAUAUGUGAAACGUGAUUUCGAAAAUAUCUCUUGUAAGAUAUUUUACGCGUUAUUUGACAUGCAUAUCGUAUUCGAUGUCGUAAAUUUUUCGACAUUGUAAACUCUACGAGAAAUUAUGUAAGAAUGAAAUCUGCUCGAAAAUUGUCACCUUUGCGUGCAAUUAAUUAUUUCAUUGCAAUGCGUAAUUAAUAUUUAUAGCUGAAC